UGCAAAUAAAAUAUCAACAGAACCUUCUCUGUCUCGUGGCUUACUAGUAUGACGUCGAUUUUUCACACUUAAAUUGGUUACCAUUAAAAAUUGUGUCCCCAAUUUUACAAUGUCAUACGUAUUACAAUCACGGAUUAGGGGAAACACCUGGGAUGUUUUCUUUUAAGAUUUUGUCCAAAAGAGUGAACAGAAACGAGACAGAGAUCGAAAUAGGAAACAGAAAGAUUGCAGCUCAUGCAUUUCUGUAUUCACCAUCUACUAAGAUCUUGUUUAAUAGCAUACCUAUGCGUUAUUCUAUAAUGAUGCAAAUACGAUUUGAUGGAAAAAUUGGAUUUCCUGGUGGCUUAAUUGACAAAGGUGAAAACAUUGAAUUCGGAUUGAAUCGAGAAUUAAAGGAAGAGAUUGGACUUGAAGAAAAAUUUUACUUGGAUGAGUCUAACUAUGUUGGGUCCUAUGUUACACCCAAACUUGUUGAUCAUUUUUAUGUCAAAGAAUAUUUUGAAAAGGAUUUGGAAAGAAUUGAAAGGGGUGUGUUGGAAGCAAAAGACUGGGGUGGAGAGACAUUAGGGCUCUUAAGAGUACCGGUUCAUACACUUCACGACAAUAGGAAACCCCUGCCUGCAUUUUUGCUGCAUAACUUCAUUGCUGACGCACGAGAUCAGCUUAUACAUAGCAUAGUAGAUACAGAUGUACUCAGUGAGUCAGAAAUGAAUAACAUUUUGGUAGAAUCACAACAAUUGAAAGACAAAAUGGUUCAAAAACUGUGACUUUAUUAUUAAAUUUAGGAUAAAUUCAACUUCUUUGGAUAAAUGCCAUUACGCUCAUUAUUUUUAAGUUAUUGUUUUAUACACCUCAUCUUCGCAUACAAACCACCGAUAAUCAUGUAGAUGUAUAUAUAUAACUUUUUUGGGUUCUUAAUUUUAGGAUUUUUUUCUGUUUUCAAAAUAGCACUUCUUUUCUAAUGUUGUAGGCUAUUUUGUAUUUUACCCUGUGUGUCAAGUCUCAGGUCAAAAAAACGUGCUACAUUUGUUUUUCUUUAAUGUAUAAUUAUAUCGAUAUAAUUUUGUAAAACAUACGCACUUGUGGUGGGAACAAUGGCCCUAAAUAAGAUUACAAAGAGAAAACUGCAUAUAGGUUAUAAAGUGUGUGUUAUUUACAACUAUUCAGUAAAGUGGUUUUAUU
Ciona intestinalis (vase tunicate) is the source of this 1182-nucleotide messenger RNA. Lineage: Eukaryota; Metazoa; Chordata; Ascidiacea; Phlebobranchia; Cionidae. The record is from RefSeq and is a predicted model, not a curated record.